GCUCGGGAGAUACAGCAGUGACAGUGCCAUCAGUGCUGCAGGGCAAAGCAGACAGCCAGCUCAGAUGGCGUCCAAGAAGCCAGCAGCCACUGUCACCCUCUCUUCCCUCCUCCUCCUGCUCCUCGUCGCGUCCGGCGCCACCGCGGCGAGGCCGACGCGCCAGCUGACUUCCGGCGGCGGCGGCGACGACGACACUGGUGCUGCUGCUGCUGCUGCUGUCGCGCCAGCUGCCGCACCGACUGUGGCGCCCGUGGCUGCUGACGCGCCGACCGCUGCCAAUGCCAUCCCGGCUGCGGCAGGGGCGGCCGGCGCCGCGGCGUCAGGUGGCGCUGCGGCAGCGCCAGUCGCGGCAAGCACCAUCCCGGUGGGGGCGGGUGCAGCGGUGGCGAACCCCACGGGCGACCACGGGAUGGUGUUCUUCAUGCACGACAUCCUGGGCGGCACGAACCCGUCGGCGCGCAUCGUGGCCGGCAUCGUCGACAACGCGGCGGUCACGGGACAGCUCCCCUUCGCGCGGCCCAACGGCGCCGUGCUGCCGCUCAGCAGCGGCGUCAACGUCAACUCCGGCGCGGCGAGCGCCAUCGACAACAACAACAUCCCCUUCCUCACGGGCCUCGGCGGCGCCACCAACGCCGUCAAGUCCAUCAACAACAACAACAACAACAACGGCGGCAACGGCGUGCCCAUCUUCGCCGGCGGCAGCCUGCCGCAGGGCACCACGUUGCAGAAGCUCCUCUUCGGGACCAUGACGGUGGUGGACGACGAGCUCACGGAGGCGCCGGAGCUGGGGUCCGCAGCGGUCGGCCGGGCGCAGGGCUUCUACAUCGCCAGCUCGGAGGAGGGCGUCAGCCAGACGGUGGCAGUCACGGCCAUGUUCAAGGAAGGCGGGUUCGACGACACCAUCAGCUUCUUCGGCGUGCACCGCACCGCCGACUCGGAGUCGCACCUCGCCAUCGUCGGUGGCACCGGGAAGUACGUCGGCGCCAAGGGCUUCGCCAAGGUGGCCGUCGUCAGGCCCGGAGGGGUGGUGGCGUCCGGCGCACUGCUCGAGACCGACGGCGUCGAGACCGUGCUCCAGUUCACCGUCUUCCUCGUCUAAGUGUCCAAGUGUUGUUGUGAAUGCCUCUUGAGUUGUUUGAUGUUGCAACGAGUAGCAUGCAAAAUUGAAAUGUACUGCUUCUGAAGUUGUGGUUUGCAUGUGUUAAGUGUUCAAGCGUAAUUAGUGUUACCAAUGUAUGGUCAUUUUCAAAUAUGCAAGACCACUUGCACAUU
Messenger RNA from Setaria italica (foxtail millet), 1272 nucleotides. Its product is annotated as dirigent protein 10. The transcript has a single exon. The coding region runs from base 65 to 1099 and encodes 344 amino acids. The record is from RefSeq and is a predicted model, not a curated record. NCBI's taxonomy places the organism in Eukaryota, Viridiplantae, Streptophyta, Magnoliopsida, Poales, Poaceae.